Zingiber officinale is the source of this 570-nucleotide messenger RNA. Its product is annotated as probable UDP-N-acetylglucosamine--peptide N-acetylglucosaminyltransferase SEC. The coding region runs from base 228 to 482 and encodes 84 amino acids. The transcript is spliced from 4 exons. The record is from RefSeq and is a predicted model, not a curated record. NCBI's taxonomy places the organism in Eukaryota, Viridiplantae, Streptophyta, Magnoliopsida, Zingiberales, Zingiberaceae.
CAUGUCUAUCCACUCUUUAACCUCAUUUUUGAGUUUUACUAGGCUAAGAUUGUUUAUCAUGUUGAGCAUGCACUUGUUACCUAUACCUUUUUGGUGUUUUUGAGAAUUUGUAAGGAUUAAGAAAUCAAACAGAUAGCAAAUGAAUGUAUUGUCUAGAAAGUGAAGUCUUUCAUUCCACUUACAAUAUUACCUCACUCUCUGUCCCCUAAAGUCAUCAAAGUUGCAUAAUGCACAAGCAUUGUCAAGCCUUGGCAACAUAUAUAUACAUGGAUUGUAAUAUGAUGAGUGUUGCUGCAUCAUUCUAUAAGACAAUUUUAGCAAUUACAACAGGGAUAUCUGUGCCCUUCAACAACUUGGCUAUUAUAUACAAGCAACAGCUUCAAGAUAUCAAACUCUACACCUUCUAUAUGGAGCUAGAUUUGCAAAAGUCAUAUCCAACUCGAGGAAGUGACUUAUUGACAUGGGAGAGAACUUAUUGGUAACCAAGGACUUUGUGAAGAUAGCAAAUUUUGGCCUUGCUCGUGAAGUUCAUUCGAAGCCACCAUUCACAUAAUAGGUUUCAACACGCUG